Molecule: messenger RNA, 825 nt
Organism: Stegodyphus dumicola
Lineage: Eukaryota; Metazoa; Arthropoda; Arachnida; Araneae; Eresidae
Source: RefSeq, a predicted model, not a curated record
AUGGCUAGAUUGGCUAGACGCGUUCUAAAGUGUGUGCAGUUAAAUCUUCAUAAAUCCAAAUCUGCGACACAACAGCUAAUUUUAAAUAUGGAAGCUGAAGAUAUUGACUGUGCUUUGGUUCAGGAACCUCAUUAUUACAAGAAUUUUCUUCCAGGAUAUCCUGGCACUUAUAAACUUUAUUUUGAUCCUAAUUCUGACAAUGUAAAGGCGGCAAUCAUCAUUCGAUCACGUGAUUUAUCAACAUUUCUUGAUUAUAAAAAUACGGAUUAUAAUAUGGUCACCUUUGAUAUUACUGUUAGCUCAACUGUGCUCACUCGUUUUUCAUACUAUUUUGAACACUCAAGAAACAUUGACUUAGAUCUUCAUAAAAUUAGUCAAGUCUUUUUGUCCAGAAAUCUUAAUCGACUGGUUUGGUGUAUGGACUCUAAUGGCAAAUCUGAAUUAUGGUUUAGUCCCUAUUCAGACUCUCGUGGAGAUAAACUGAGUGAAUUUAUUUCUGCCAACAACCUAUUUGUUAUUAAUGAAGAUUAUGGACCUACGUUUGAGGCAACUCAAGGUUCUAGUUAUAUUGAUGUUACUGUUAUUGGUUCAGAACUUCUUCAGGAUGUUUCGAGUUGGCGGCUGUCAGAAAAAGAAUCCCUUUCUGAUCACAUGAUGAUUGAAUUUGAAUUUGUCUCUCUACGUUCUUACGAGACACCUCAAAUGUUCCUUUUAAAAUCUUCAAUACAGGGAAAGCAAAUUGGGAUCGUUUUCGAAAAUUUUGUUCUUCUAGCAUCACCCGUUUCAUUGAUAUUCUUAACGACUGUACGGACAGUUCUCGCAUAA